This is a messenger RNA of Patella vulgata (common limpet), 1278 nucleotides long. RefSeq lists its product as uncharacterized. The record is from RefSeq and is a predicted model, not a curated record. The transcript has 3 exons. The coding region runs from base 400 to 1278 and encodes 292 amino acids. NCBI's taxonomy places the organism in Eukaryota, Metazoa, Mollusca, Gastropoda, Patellidae.
CAGGUUGUCCGGGUGUUAUAAUAAAACACAAUGCUGAAACAUCAGAUAUUGUCAUUGCUCAUUGGCUGUCUGUUUGUUCAUAUGUCAUGCGUCAGGAUAAAGCACGUAAUAAAUCAAUAUUGCAGCUGUUAACACGGAUUACCUGUACGCACGCUGUGACGGAAAAUCUAUAAAACCGAACUGGAAUACAGACAGCAACGUGUCUGCGAUAUCACCCUUGGUGCAAGUGGACGUAAAACUCCAGGAACUACCAGACCGCAAUGAAACCUAAUUGAUAGCUCUCUGUCUACUAGAGCAGCCUUGAAUAAACGGAUAGCAUAGUUUCUUCAACUAGAAAUAUCACGCUUGCUUGAUUCAAAGAACUAAAACCAGACCUGUGGUGAAGUGAAGAAUUUGGUUAUGUACUUGUUAUAUGAAUCGUACACCAAUCUUCAUUCAGCAAAAGAUGCAACCACAAGGCAUAUAAAUGAAGCCCCAGUUUUCUCCUCGGCUCAGAUCCUCAGUACCGUCCAGGACCCCGAAGUAGAUGAAGCAUCGGGUCUGGCUGCUAGUCGAGUUCACGCAGGAGUUCUCUAUACCCAUAACGACAAGGGUGGGUCCAGCCGACUCUUUGCUCUUGAUAGUAAGACUGGGGCUACACUAGCCAUUUUAAAGAUUGCUCAUGUUGCCAAUUACGACUGGGAAGAUGUAGCUGUUGGUCCAUGUGGCAGUCAUUCAUGUGUGUACAUAGCUGAAACGGGAGAUCAUGGAGGAGACGGAGCUAGGAAUGUCAUCUACCGAGUUCGCGAACCAGAUGAGAUCAAGACACAGACUCUCCAUGUUGAGAGUCAACUGAUGUUUAAGUGGGAUGAACCGGAUUGUGAAACAAUUAUGGUGACACCGAAUGAAGAUAUUUAUUUGAUCUCAAAGGUAGUGGGAGGACAUGGAUUAAUAGCCAACUUCUCGAGUUCGGGAUUCGGUUCCGGUCAAGUGGUCACAGCUGAAUCCUCGAAAUAUCUUACCCUCGAUUCUAUCCAUCACGACCCUGUGGGAGGAGAUAUCUCUUUUAACGGUAAAGAAAUGCUGAUUAAAUAUAAACUGAACGUGUACUACUGGACCGUGCUGGAUGGAGAUUACAUAGGGGCGACAACUCGACCACCAGUAAACUUACCAUACGUUUUUGAAACCCGUGGAGAAUCUGUCUGCUGGGAUCCUCAAGGCUCCGGAUAUUAUACUACUGGAGAAGGUCUAAAUCAACAUAUUUAUUAUUAUAAGAGACAAUCACCUAUUAUAGGAUAA